Molecule: messenger RNA, 1106 nt
Organism: Bactrocera neohumeralis
Lineage: Eukaryota; Metazoa; Arthropoda; Insecta; Diptera; Tephritidae
Exons: 2
Coding region: 333-1052 (239 amino acids)
Cellular component (GO): nucleus
Source: RefSeq, a predicted model, not a curated record
UAUAUAAUUAAUCAGCCUUAUCGUGAAUUUUCAUUUCGUGUGGAAUGAUUCACAUUUCGCCUAUGCCGUUCACCUAUGCUAUUUUGAAUAUUCACCAUGCGAAACAGUUCGCUUCGAAUUAUUUCCACCCUAUCGUGAACGGCAUCAACGGCGAAAUAAUUGUCAAAUUAUUGGUGAAAUUUUUCGUUAAAAUUUUGUGCGCGAAAUAUAUUUGAAUCAUGUAAGUAUCAAUAAAAAUUAGAUAAAAAUUCCUAUUUUUAUAUAAUUUAAAAACAAUUAUUUUAAGGUCAAAAUCGAUUAAUAAAACGCAAUCUGAAAUUUUGCUCAGUAAAAUGGCAGAAAAUCCUGAUUUAGCGGCUGGCUUCUCUAAACAAGGAAAAGACAGACAAGAAGCGUUAUGGAAGGAAACGGCCGCGGAUUUGAACAGUGCUGGGCCUCCGACUAAAACGGUGUCUGAGUGGAAAAGGGUUUGGAAUGACCAAAAGCGUUACGUACGCAAAAAGUUGACGUUUAAUGCGGAACAAAUUAGAGGCACUGGUGGGGGACCAAACCUGCAUCAUAAACUGUCAACAUCGGAGGAAACUAUUGUAGCAAUCACUGGCAUGACAAAUAGCGUUGAGGGAUUGGAAGGAAUAGUGUCACACGGAUUUCAGCCGCUAAGCACAACUGAGAGUGAAUUGGACGCAGAAACAAUUGUGAACAAAAGUCCACAGCAAACUCCAAAAAGGAACCCCUUUCUUAAAGAUGCGCCGUCAUCCUCUAAAAGAAAGGGCACAUCUGUGAUAUUAGAAGAAGAAAUAGAAGUGCAAAAAGAAAUCUUAAAACGGAUAAGGAGAAUUGAAGACAAUACAAGGGCGUUGAAUAAAAAUUUCACAAUUUUAAACAAUUUAAAAGAAGAAGAAUUAAAAGAACUAAAAAAUCAAACGAUAGAAAAUAAGCGGCAUAAUAUUGAAAUAGAAAAUUUGAGAAAAAGAGAAAUUAAAGCAAAGUUAGAAAAAACAAGAAGGUUAAUAGAAAUUGAAGAAAUGAAGCUUUCAAUGAUGAAAAGAUAACUUAUUCAGAAUUACAUUUUAUUAAUUUUUAAUUUUAUAUUUAUGUGGUCUCAU